CUCAAGUUCAACAGAUUUUUGAAAAUGGAAGUGCACGUGACCAAACAUAUUUGUCCACUACCGUUAGUUCUUCGGAUAUUCCCAGUGUCAGUAAAACCGCCGAAGACGCCAAAACAGGAACGACGCUCAGUAAAGAUGGCAACGUCACAGUUUCAGGUGAGAAAGAUAAUGCUGGGGUGGAAAUUCAACGUCUGAUAUUAAACAGCGCAGACACCGACUAAUAAAAAUAAAACUAGGAACAUAACACAAACUAAACAUCCUUCACUUGAAGAACUAUAUGAAGAAAGAUGUUUUUUUGUAAAACUAAACACAUUUUGGAUGAGACACCCCACCCUCUUCAUCACAGAUACAUAGGAUCGGGCUGUUCGGGACGAAUUCUUUCCAUCAGAGCGAGGACUGAAAGAUAUAAACAUUCUUUUGUUCCCCAUUCUUUAAGAAUCUACCGGCGUGCUCCCUCUGAAGUCACAUAUCUUCAUGAGAACUAAUAAGUCCCUGAUUUGGCCAAGAGAACUCACUUAAUGACUGUUUGAGAUAAUUUAUUAUAAAUGUUUUGUGUUCAAAUUGUUCUAUUUAUGUGCUGAAAGUGUAUAAUGCAAUCAAAAAAAAUUCCCACUUUUUUGGAUCAAUAAAAGAAUAUUAUCUUAUCUUAAAUCAUUUCUUCCUCAACCGUGUGUACACUGUGUCUUUUUCUAUGCAUACAAUAAGUCAGUUUGGCUUCUGGUUAGUAAAAUAACAUUUUACUCUAUGUCAUUUGGAUAACAAACAAAAUGCAUCCCCUGUAAUGUAUGUCCUUUAAAAAUUUUGAAGCUUGAUGAAAACCAUUUAACUGAUUUUGUUUCCCUGGAUCAUAACAUUGUAUAAACACACACGCUUAAAAUAAUCCUUAUAUUUUAUUGUUUGGAUUAGAGUGAACAAUAAAUUGCUAUUUCAUAAAUUGCGUCUUCCCAGUUAGCAAUCAGAUUUAAAAAAAAAAAAAAAAAUUAUAAUGAAUAUAUUUUACCUUUUUAUUGUUGUAGAUGCAAACACUGUUCAUAUUGCGAACACGAGAUUCGCGAUAUUAGAAGAAUCGGUGCUCUCACUCAAAAAGACAACAGAACGAGGCCAAGAAAAACAGAAGCAUGUUGAUAGGGUAUUAAAAGAUCUGACAACUCAACAGGAAAAUGUUAAUAAAAAAGUUGAAAUAUUAACGAAUGCAAAUUUAAAAUCUAAGAAAGAAAUUAAAAAAAGAAUACUGGACCUUGAAAUGACGAGCCAAGACAUUUCGUCAAAUGUUGAUCAAUUGUCUGAAACUGUAAGAAAUGUCGAUGUCCAGUUAAAAAGAUUAGAAGAUGAAAAUAAGUCUGUCAAUGUCUCAAUGAAUGAACUCAAUAAACAGAUCAGCUCUGUUAGAACUUGUAGCAAUGACGUCCUUAUGUCUAUAAAAGAUUUGUCAAAGAACGUCGAGAGUACAAAUCAACAUUAUAAUGAAAUGUCUAAUAAAAUAAAUCAACUGGAAAUCUCUAUUGAUCUCAUGUCGUCUCAGUGUACAGAACAGAUUGAAAAUAUGAGCAGCGCCAAUAAGGACACUUUUGAGGAAUGUGUACGUAUUGGAAUUUAUUUUUACUUAAAAUAGACAUAAUUAAAUUAUGUAUUUAAUUUAAAUGCUGAUUCUGCAAAAAGAAUAUUAAAAAAAAACACCCCCACAAAAUAAUUAUUUAUUAAAAACUUUAUGUACCAUACAAAAAGGCGAAGUUAUAAUUUGAAUAUUUAAAUAAUGACAAUAAGUAAGAUCAAGUAAUGUGUUUGUGGAGACUGUUUAUGACUUUUUUCUCCAGUUACUUUUUUUUUUCCUUUGAAUACGCGCAUUUUUGGAAGACGAUUUGCGUUCAGCUUUUAAAAAUGAUAAUAAGUUUGUUUUUUACCCUCCUUAUUAUUGACCACUGAGACUGGACCUACGUAACAAGCCGGCCCUCAUUUUUUAAUGCGAAACCUUUCACUGGUGGUUUACUUUUUUUUCUAAUGCCAUGGCUCUAUUUCUCUAUCCUUUGCGAAUAUGUAAAUACAUCAAUUUCAUGACAUAUCAAUCAGUGCUGCAUAAAUUCUUGAUUUUUUGAAAUGAAUAAUAUUGAAAAUAACUUAAUACCAGAUUGAAGUUGGAUUUUGUAAACCUGGACAUUAGUGUUUGCACAGUUUUUAAGGAAUGAUAUACAAUUCAUAAAGGUAUACACAAACAAAUAUCUAACCAUUUGUGUAAUACAUGCAGUUAUUCUAAGUUGUUUCAAGCUAAUUAUUUUGAUGAAAGUCUUUGUAAACCUUAAAUAUGAUAUUUAAAACCAAAAAAAAAAAAAAAAAUAAUAUUUUCUUGAACAAUGUAUAGAUCUAGAAGCACAGUGAACCUUUAAAAAAAAAGUUUUUUGAAUUAAGAUAAUUAUUUUGAUGAAAGUUUUUGUAAAACUUAAAUAUUAUAUUUAAAAACAAAAAAAAAAAAAAAAAUAAUAUUUUCUUGAACAAUGUAUAGAUCUAGAAGCACAGUGAACCUUUAAAAAAAAAGUUUUUUGAAUGGUCAGACUUUAUUGUAGGGGAACGACAUGAUGUUUGUUUUUUUUUUAGAAAAAAUGAACAUUUGAUUUAUAAGACCUCAGACGGUUAUGAUAUUAAUUUCCUCUUCACACAGAUUGGAAUGAUUUGUCAACUACUAAACAGGAGACUGACUCCGUUGCAAAAACUGAAUGAGACUUUAAACAGGAAAGUUAAUACUUCUGAGAAACAACUUCGUAAGGUAUGCUUAGUGUUUAGCUAUGCGUCAUUUCAAGUGUAAUAUUAAGUGUUUAUUUAUGUGUCAUUUCAAGGGUAUUUUUAAUGUUUAGUAAUGUAUCAUUUCAACGGUAAGUGUUAUUUUUAGUUAUGUGUCAUUACAAGAGUAUAUCCAGUGUUUAGUUUUGUGUCUUUCAAGUGUAUUUUUAGAGAUAAGUAUGCGUCAUUACAAGGGUAUUGCUAGUCUUAAGUAAUGCAUCAUUGAAAUGAUGUGUUUAAUGUUUAGUCAUAUGUCAUUUCCAAGGAAUGUUAAAGGUUUAGUUAUGCGUCAUUUGCAGGGUAUAUUUAGUGUUUAGUUAUGCGUCCUUACAAGAGUAUGUUUAGUGUUAAAUUAUGCGUCGUUACAAGAGUAUGUUUAGUGUUUAGUUAUACGUUAUUACAAGGGUAUGUUUAGUGUUUAGCUGUGCGCCAUUACAAGUGAAAAUUUAGUGUUUAGUAAUGCGACAUUUCAAGGGUAAUUUUAAUCUAUAGUGAUGCGUUAUGCUUUUUAAAAUAAUUCAUUUUCUGAAGUUCUAUAGUUUAUUUUCCCCAUGUUGUUAAUUUUAACAAUUAAGCGUUUGUCAAAUGUUGCAUUUGUUAUGUCUCAAUCGAGUACAGGAAGAUGAUACCGAGAACCGUCUGGCUGCACUGUCCACUGCAC
Lymnaea stagnalis (great pond snail) is the source of this 3433-nucleotide messenger RNA. The record is from the annotation of a GenBank genome assembly. Lineage: Eukaryota; Metazoa; Mollusca; Gastropoda; Lymnaeidae.